AUGCAUCACUUUGAGGAAGAAUUAACGUGUUCCGUUUGCUACAGCAUCUUUGAAGAUCCACGCGUCCUGCCCUGUUCCCAUACGUUUUGUAGGAAUUGCCUGGAAGGCGUUCUUCAGCUGUCGAGCAACUUUGCCAUUUGGAGACCCCUGAGAGUUCCUCUGAAGUGUCCUAACUGUAGGAGCAUUGUUGAAAUUCCGGCUGCUGGUACUGAAUCGUUGCCUGUCAACUUUGCACUGAAAGCCAUUAUUGAAAAAUACCAACAGGAAGAUCACUCCGAUGUGGCAACCUGCAGCGAACACUAUAGACAACCGCUGAACGUUUACUGUCUUUUGGACAGAAAAUUGGUGUGCGGCCAUUGCCUUACAAUAGGAAAACACAACGGCCAUCCCAUAGAUGACCUCCAGAGUGCCUACGUAAAAGAAAAGGAGACUGCUGGAAAACUUCUCAAGCAGCUCACUGAUAAACACUGGACUGAUGUCUGUUUGCUUCUUGAAAAGCUGAAAGAACAGAAGUCCCGGUGUGAAAGCAUUGUUCAGGACGAUAGAAAAAUAGUAGUACAGUAUUUUAAGAAACUUGGCGAUACCUUGGAGCACAAAAAACAAGCUCUGCUGAUUGCCCUGGAUGAAAUUAACACACGCGUUUUGGAAGAAUAUGAGCCUCUCAUCGAGAGGUUGAAAAAAAUAAGGGAAGAACAGCUCGAAUUAAUGUCACUGAAUACAUCUAUUCAGGAAGAAGAGUCGCCACUGAUUUUUCUGGAGAAGGUGGAUGAUAUGCAUCAACGUAUAAAAGCUUUGAAACGGAAGCAACUACCGGAUGUUAACCCUGUGGAGAUUUAUCCAAGGAUUGGGCACCUGUUGAAAGAUGUGUGGUCUAAAACUGAAAUCGGUCAGAUCAACAAGGUUGUCAUUCCAAAAAUAAAACUGAUUCCAAAAAGGCAGUUACGCAGCAAAGGUGGUGGAAAGCAAGGAAGAGAACCUAAAGAACUCCUCCAGGCUGUCAAUCCUUUCGCAGUCCUGCUUCUUUUUAUAACAAUGAUAGUAGUAACUGUGUGUUCAUUUCACAAACCGGUGUCGUCAGUUGUAAUCAAAGCUACUCCUGCUUAUAUCUUGGAAUUCUUGCUGCUUAUUUAUCAAAACUUCUGCACCCGUUUGGAGAAUAUAGUGGAUGUGCUGUGCCAUACAUUUAAUUUACUGAUGGAGUUUUUAGGGAGAAUUGUUUCUCUUUGA
Cariama cristata (Red-legged seriema) is the source of this 1227-nucleotide messenger RNA. RefSeq names its product tripartite motif containing 59 (gene TRIM59). Gene Ontology annotation, cellular component: centrosome; intraciliary transport particle B; cilium. The transcript has a single exon. Gene Ontology annotation, molecular function: zinc ion binding. The coding region runs from base 1 to 1227 and encodes 408 amino acids. NCBI's taxonomy places the organism in Eukaryota, Metazoa, Chordata, Aves, Cariamiformes, Cariamidae. Gene Ontology annotation, biological process: cilium assembly. The record is from RefSeq and is a predicted model, not a curated record.